GAAAAAGUCACUCUCAAAUCUAGAAUAAGAACACACCCAUGCCGGUAAACCAUAAACCGAAACCAUCAUAUCCGUGCAGCCAAACGAUACCUAGGGCAACCCACUGGAACACCUCGCAGCCUCUAAAACCCUAAAUCCGCAUCUUAUAAUCUCUUCGGCUCACUCCCUUACCUCUUCCGCCUUCCCCCCUCCCCCUUUCUCUUCCCUCUCCACCAGAUCUUCCAAAUGGGUCGUGUGAUCAGAGCUCAGCGUAAGGGUGCCGGAUCCGUUUUCCGGUCGCACACCCACCACCGGAAGGGACCCGCUCGCUUCCGAUCCUUGGACUUCGGCGAGCGCAACGGUUAUCUGAAGGGAGUCAUCACUGAUAUCAUCCACGACCCAGGUCGCGGCGCUCCUCUCGCACGCGUCACCUUCCGCCACCCUUUCCGGUACAAGCACCAGAAGGAGCUCUUCGUUGCCGCUGAGGGCAUGUACUCCGGCCAGUUCGUAUACUGUGGCAAGAAGGCCACUCUCGUUGUUGGAAAUGUUUUGCCGCUCAGAUCUAUUCCCGAAGGUGCCGUCGUGUGCAACGUCGAACACCAUGUGGGUGAUCGCGGCGUGUUCGCUAGAGCUUCUGGUGACUACGCCAUCGUCAUCAGCCACAACCCUGACAACGAUACCACAAGAAUCAAACUGCCGUCAGGGGCAAAGAAGAUUGUACCAAGUGGGUGCCGUGCGAUGAUUGGCCAGGUUGCUGGAGGAGGACGAACUGAAAAGCCCCUCCUCAAGGCUGGGAAUGCAUACCACAAGUACCGAGUGAAGCGGAACUGCUGGCCAAAGGUACGUGGUGUGGCCAUGAACCCUGUGGAGCAUCCUCAUGGUGGUGGUAACCACCAACACAUUGGUCAUGCCAGCACUGUCCGGCGUGAUGCACCCCCUGGACAGAAGGUUGGUCUUAUUGCUGCCAGGAGAACUGGUAGGCUGCGUGGGCAAGCAGCUGCUACUGCUGCCAAGGCGGACAAGGCUUAAUGACAUUUCGAAAGUGCCAGCUUUAUUAUUGCCAUUUUAUUUGUUUUCUAUUAGUUGGAAUUUUGGGUGUGUACUUGCAACAUUGCAGUGUCAAGGUGACAGUGAGUAUUCAGGAUAACAAAUUGUUGUUAGGAUCGGUUCUUGAACGAUCAUUCCCUUGUUCCUGCUGUUUUAGUUUGGAUUAUUAUUAUGGGUUUAUCACAAAAGUUUUGUUUUACUUAAAAA
Malania oleifera is the source of this 1233-nucleotide messenger RNA. Its product is annotated as large ribosomal subunit protein uL2. Gene Ontology annotation, biological process: cytoplasmic translation. Gene Ontology annotation, molecular function: RNA binding; structural constituent of ribosome. Lineage: Eukaryota; Viridiplantae; Streptophyta; Magnoliopsida; Santalales; Ximeniaceae. The transcript is spliced from 2 exons. Gene Ontology annotation, cellular component: ribosome; cytosolic large ribosomal subunit. The record is from RefSeq and is a predicted model, not a curated record. The coding region runs from base 226 to 1008 and encodes 260 amino acids.